GGGCGCGGGAGGCGGCGGAGCGCGCUGGUGCUGAUGCAGGAUGGCUGAGCACGCAGCAGCCCGGGAGGUCUGAGCCCGGCGAGGCUUGGUCCCUGCGCAUCGCCUCGUCCGCGGCCGUGUGGUCGCGGGCAGGUGGGCCGGGGGCACAGUGCAGGGCCAGGGGAGGGCCAGGGACGGCAGGUCUGCAGCCAGCCUGGCGGGAGGCUGGUAGACUGCCCACCUAUCCGGUCGCGGGGCGGCCGGAGCUGCCCAGCCCGCCGAGUUCGCGAUGACCUGCUGAGAAGCCUCGUCGGAGGCUGCAGGAGGCGGCCUCGCUGCGGGCGGUGCGGUUAGCGGCCUGCUGCCUCGUGGUGCCGAGCCCCGGGCCCCCACCCAUCCCCGCGCCCCCUCCCUGCCCCCGGCCGAGAUGGCGGAUCCAGCCGAAUGCAGCAUCAAAGUGAUGUGCCGGUUCCGGCCCCUCAACGAAGCGGAGAUCCUCCGAGGAGACAAAUUCAUCCCCAAAUUUAAAGGCGAUGAGACCGUGGUGAUCGGGCAAGGAAAGCCAUAUGUCUUCGACACAGUGCUGCCUCCCAGCACGACCCAAGAGCAGGUUUACAAUGCCUGUGCAAAGCAAAUUGUCAAAGAUGUCCUUGAAGGUUAUAAUGGGACGAUUUUUGCCUAUGGACAGACUUCAUCGGGAAAAACGCACACCAUGGAGGGGAAGCUACAUGACCCUCAGCUCAUGGGAAUCAUCCCAAGGAUCGCGCACGACAUCUUUGACCACAUCUAUUCCAUGGACGAGAACCUGGAGUUUCACAUCAAGGUUUCCUAUUUUGAGAUCUACUUGGACAAAAUCAGGGACUUACUCGAUGUAUCCAAGACAAACUUGGCUGUUCAUGAAGAUAAAAACAGAGUCCCGUAUGUAAAGGGAUGCACCGAGCGGUUUGUGUCAAGCCCUGAGGAAGUCAUGGAUGUGAUAGACGAAGGCAAAGCAAACCGACAUGUGGCUGUGACAAACAUGAAUGAACACAGCUCUAGAAGUCACAGUAUUUUCCUGAUUAAUAUUAAACAAGAGAAUGUAGAGACUGAAAAAAAACUCAGUGGGAAGCUUUAUCUAGUUGAUUUGGCUGGGAGCGAAAAGGUCAGCAAAACUGGUGCCGAGGGAGCUGUCCUUGACGAAGCUAAAAACAUCAAUAAGUCUUUGUCUGCUCUUGGAAAUGUGAUCUCUGCCUUGGCAGAAGGGACAAAAACACACGUGCCGUAUCGGGACAGCAAGAUGACGCGGAUCCUUCAGGAUUCUCUGGGUGGGAACUGUAGAACCACCAUUGUUAUUUGCUGUUCUCCCUCCGUCUUCAAUGAGGCUGAGACCAAGUCAACGCUGAUGUUUGGGCAAAGGGCUAAGACCAUCAAGAAUACAGUCUCUGUGAACCUGGAACUGACAGCAGAAGAAUGGAAGAAGAAAUAUGAAAAAGAGAAAGAGAAAAACAAGACUUUGAAGAAUGUUAUCCAGCAUCUGGAGAUGGAGCUAAACAGGUGGAGAAAUGGAGAAGCUGUGCCUGAGGAUGAACAGAUCAGUGCUAAGGACCAGAAGCCCCUGGAGCCCUGUGACAACACCCCCAUCAUAGACAAUAUUGCUCCUGUUGCCACUGGCAUCUCUGCAGAGGAGAAGGAGAAGUACGAUGAGGAGAUCUCCAGCCUCUACAGACAACUGGAUGAUAAGGAUGAUGAAAUUAACCAGCAGAGCCAGCUGGCUGAAAAGCUGAAGCAACAGAUGUUGGAUCAGGAUGAGCUUUUAGCUUCCACAAGAAGAGACUAUGAGAAGAUCCAGGAGGAGCUAACACGUCUCCAGAUUGAAAAUGAAGCAGCCAAAGAUGAGGUGAAAGAGGUUCUCCAGGCCCUAGAGGAGCUGGCUGUCAAUUACGACCAGAAGUCCCAGGAAGUCGAGGACAAGACCAGGGCCAAUGAGCAGCUGACAGAUGAGCUGGCCCAGAAAACGACUACACUGACGACCACACAGAGAGAACUGAGCCAGCUACAAGAGCUUAGCAACCAUCAGAAAAAGAGGGCUACUGAGAUCCUGAAUUUGCUGUUGAAGGAUCUUGGGGAGAUAGGUGGAAUUAUUGGCACCAAUGAUGUGAAGACUUUGGCAGAUGUGAAUGGAGUCAUUGAAGAAGAAUUCACCAUGGCCCGUUUGUACAUCAGCAAGAUGAAGUCGGAGGUCAAGUCCCUGGUGAACCGCAGCAAGCAGCUGGAGAGUGCGCAGAUGGACUCCAACAGGAAGAUGAAUGCCAGCGAGCGGGAGCUGGCAGCCUGCCAGCUGCUCAUCUCCCAGCAUGAAGCCAAGAUCAAGUCCCUGACGGACUACAUGCAGAACAUGGAGCAGAAGCGGAGGCAGCUGGAAGAGUCCCAAGACUCGCUUAGUGAAGAGCUGGCUAAGCUCCGAGCCCAAGAAAAAAUGCACGAAGUCAGCUUCCAGGAUAAGGAGAAGGAACACCUGACCCGGCUGCAGGACGCUGAGGAGAUGAAGAAGGCGCUGGAGCAACAGAUGGAGAGUCACCGGGAAGCUCACCAGAAGCAGCUGUCCAGACUUCGAGAUGAAAUUGAGGAGAAGCAGAAAAUCAUUGACGAGAUUCGGGAUUUGAAUCAGAAGCUGCAACUGGAACAGGAGAAGCUCAGUUCUGAUUAUAAUAAGCUGAAAAUAGAGGACCAGGAGAGAGAAAUGAAACUGGAAAAGCUCCUGUUGCUCAAUGACAAAAGGGAACAAGCCAGAGAGGACCUAAAGGGGCUGGAGGAAACAGUGUCUCGAGAAUUGCAGACUCUACAUAAUCUCCGUAAACUAUUUGUCCAGGACCUGACUGCCCGAGUUAAAAAAAGUGUGGAGCUGGACAGCGAUGAUGGAGGGGGCAGUGCUGCCCAGAAGCAGAAAAUUUCCUUCCUGGAGAAUAACCUGGAGCAGCUCACUAAGGUUCACAAACAGCUGGUCCGGGACAACGCAGACCUGCGCUGUGAGCUGCCCAAGCUGGAGAAGCGGCUGCGCGCCACGGCAGAGCGCGUCAAGGCCCUGGAGAGCGCGCUGAAGGAGGCCAAGGAGAACGCCAUGCGGGACCGCAAGCGCUACCAGCAGGAGGUGGAUCGCAUCAAGGAGGCCGUGCGGGCCAAGAACAUGGCCAGGAGGGCCCACUCGGCCCAGAUCGCCAAGCCCAUCCGCCCUGGACACUACCCGGCAUCAUCUCCAACAGCCGUCCACGCCGUGCGAGGGGGAGGAGGUGGCUCUUCAAACUCCACUCACUACCAGAAAUGAAUAUGAAAUCUGACUCCACGUAGCAUGUCAAGGACUACAUUUAUCACCAGUUCCUUUAUUUUUUUCCCCCUCCUACACAAUUUGCAUUUUCUUUUACACUUGCUUACCCUAGCCAUCUGCAGUACGUGAGUUUCAGAUACUGGGGCUGUGUAGAAUUGCUGUGCGUACAGAUGUGUGCUUGGACUUUUUCUCUUCCUGAGACAUCUGAAGGGGACAAUUACAGAAGAUCCACAGACCCCUGGGAACCAGGGCCACGGCUUCAGCCUUGGGUGCCUGUGGUCUCUGGCAUCUCUGGAGCCUCCUCUUACUGUAGCACGUUGUCCCAGCAAAUGCCCUAACGUGCCAUUCCCUGGAGGGAACAACCAAGUGCCGUGCAGGCGGUGGUCGUGCUUUGCCGCAACUGUCUGGUUUCCUGUAAAAUAAACACAUUACUUUAUAUUUUUAGGGAACAAAACAAGUGCUGCUAUAGGGUUCAAAAUUUUCAUUCUGAACACUUUUCCAAAACAAAUUACCCCAAAGAAGCAUUUUGAAUACCCUAGUCACAUCUUUGGAUCUGUAAAAUACACCUUUUAAGUAUGGCACCGUUAAAAUGCAAAGCAAAUUUCUUCAAGGCAGAAAAAACAAUCUGACAGUAGCAAUGUAGAAUUUGUUCAUUCAAACACAUCUAUGUAAAUGUGGGAAGUCAUAAAAUUUGCCUCUGAGCUGCUUGCUGUUGAACCUGUGGCAGCUAGUCUCAGCCAGCCCAGUCUGAAUAUCAUUCUUUCUGAAGUGUUGAAAACGCUGCAGAGCUGGGUGAGUGGAAAUGGGGCUGCUCCGUCCUCACUUCCUUCUCACUGAACCUACUGGAGCUUGUGCUGGCAUGGCUUCUUUCUUUAGGGUACCAUCUUAAGCCUUGUGGGGGGUAUUGCUGGCGACAACGGUUGUAAAAGGAAGUCCUGGGGAGAAAGUAAUUGGCAAAUUUUUGUGCCUGUGACUAAGUUGCCAUGAAUGAGUUAUUUUAACCCAUCAUCGCUGACCAGUUCUAUCUUUGGCAUCAAGUAGAUAGGUUAUAUCUUAGAAUUAGAAGUUACAAGUAUGGUUGGAUUUUUUUACAUUUACUGCUUGAUUCAGAUAUAUGAAUCAACUCUUAAACUUCCAGCUGUGCAUAUUAAAAUGAUCAAUUUCCAAGUAGUAAAGUUUCCGGGGAAACGGAUGAAGAUUCAGUUAAGUUGGUCUUGUGUGCUACUUGUUUUGGCAUAUUUGAGGGUAGUUAGUAACAGUGAAACGGAUCUCAGUGAGGGCACCCAUCCUAUCCCUGUGCCUGCUCACGUGAGUGAGCUGGCACCGUCCCCGCUGCGGUCACCACUGGAAGGAAAUGUGUGCUUGGGGAGACACAGAUUUCUUACUUCGUGUGGGUUGAAGGGUGUGCGCGGGUGUGUGUGGAGAGCACCAAGGACUGUGAAUUGACUUCCAGACUCCUCCUGUAUAAAAUUUCCCUAACAAAGCAAAGCUGCUUUGACUUAAUUUAUUUGUUCAAUGUUGCACUUUCUGUGUGUUUUGUUUUUGUGGGGGAGUAAGGAGAGGGAAGAGGACAAAUUCUGCUGAAGUGUUUAUCUCAUCAAGAUGGCAGUUUUGCAUUCAUUUACAUUCUAAAAAUUCUUCCAUUUGAUUUUCUUACGUUGUUGUCAGUACUUGCCCGAUAGAACUGCGUGAUCACCAUUUCCAUUCUGAUAAAAGGGCCCUUCUUGGGCAGGUUCUGCAAACUUUAUCAGGUGAAAAUAUACAGCAUAGAUUAUAACCUUGUUAAUAUGUUUGCCUCUGAUUUUAGAAGCCAGAACAUUGGUCAUUGAGAGGAUGGUCAAUAAUUGUCACACCACUACCGUCUAUUAUGUAGCUGUAUGACUUUAUGGUUAGAAAUUGAACAAAGGUCAGGAAUUCCUUUUUUGGACUCGCUUGUUAAUAGAUUAUUUUACAUUCUUUCCAAAGUAAUUUUUCCAUGGGUACCCCUUUUCUACUUCUAAAGGAUUGCUUGGCCCUUUGAUGUUUCAAAAGAAACAUUCACUUGUAGGUCCAUAUUUCUUGAUCUCCACAAGGGACUCAGAAAAUUCACUUCACUUUGAUUCACAGAGAAAGUUGGCUUUGAUGUCUCUUAAAGAUAAUUCUGCUAGUUGCUGAUCAGCCAGUCAGUUCAGCUAGCUUCAAUCUUUAUAGGACCUCUAAACUAAUUUUCCUACACUGUGGCUAGAAGGUGGGUAUGUUCUUGGAAUGGGUUAUACGGUAGACUCAACAGACCCCUAAAUAUUACUUGGUAAUAAGCUAAUAUCAGAACCAUAUCCUCUGUUGGCUACUUUUUUUAAAAGCCACAUUUAUGCAAUUUUUAUUUUUUAGACUUGCUCCUUUACAUUUGUACCCUAAAUAUAUAAAAACUACACUUCUGAAUGGCUGAGUCUGUAAUUAUACCUUUGGUUGUAUGCUGCUUUUUGCCUGUGUGUGUGUGUGUGUGUGUGUGUGUGUGUGUGUGUGUGUUUCUCCUCUAGGAAUAAAUUUAUAUUUCAUACUACUUCUUGAAAGUUUACUCUUUGAUGCUAGAAAGGAAUAGCCAGAUGGUUUAUACAAAUAAUCUCUACCUGUAGGAUGGUGGAUGGUUAAGAGUAAUGUUGUUUGGGAUUAUCACGAUUUAUCGUUGGAUUCAUAUUACCAUUUGCAUUUCUGUGAUAUAGUAUAUUCCUUCAUUGGCUGUAUUAUCAACUCAUAAAGUGCUUUUAAAACUUUCCAAGAAGAAAUUUAUGGUUGGAGAUUAAACUAUAUUAAUGCCAAAUAUGUUUUGACCAAUUUCUAGAAAAUUCUGUACAAGUGCAUCAUCUCUUCAAAUGCUGUACAGUUUGCUUUGUUGAAUGGCAGGCAGUAGGAAGAACAGUAAGUGUGGAUUGAGACUUUUAAAGGAAAUAGUAUAUGAUUAAGACAACUAGAAUUCAUAGAAUAUUGGGAUAAAUGAAGAAAUAAAAAUGUUUGUCUAGAAUGUAGCAUAUAGUGAAUUUUUGAAGCCCUAACUUUACAUGAGGAAGUGAUAUUCCAGUCCAAAGCCAGCCCAAGCCAUCACCAAGACUCGGGGGAUUAUCUGCUCCCCUCCCUACAGAAAUAAGCAAAUAAGAGCUCUUAACUGUUCCUUCUUUGAAGUUCUGUUCGUUUGUUUUUAAAGCAGGGCAGAAGACAUUUAGAUUCUGGCUAUUGGACAUAUUGGGGAAGUUUUUCAUUGGCUGAGGGCAAGAGGUAGAGGACAGGGAGGGUGUCACUUCACUGUCUUGCAGUGAGUAUCUUGAGCAAGCUAAAGGGACCACCGCAGUCUCCAGUGGCUUCAUCAAACGCUAACGAUUUAGACUUGUUAAAGGAACUGAGUCAGGGCCAGGUAUCUGCUGAAGGCAGCACUGCUCCAUGAAGUCUGCUGACCCAUUUACAAAUUGUGUAUCGGUUUUAAAUACUUUUCGUUCUGUGCAGAUAUAAGGGGACUAGGGCAUUCUGUAGAAUUAUACAUGUCUAGUUUGUAAAGUAUGUAAUGUGUACUGCAGAUGUGUGUUCUCCAGCUUUACGUAUCUGUACAGUAGUUAUCAUUUUAAAAAAUCUGUGGACAAGCUUGUUUUGGUGGUCUGAGGGGGAGAAUGGCAUUUAUAUCAAGUGAUGAUGCUGUAAUAUAGUAUAUGUAACAAAAGAUCUGGAAGGAACCCUCCCCUGGCCCGAGGAAAAUUUUGGUUAUCUUCUAGGUUCUAAAAUGAAGAUGUAUGGAUACUCUGGCAGACUGCAUGUUGUAUAAUUUGAAAAAUACUAAAAGUGGAAAAUAAAAUUGAGUUAAACUUUG
Molecule: messenger RNA, 7112 nt
Organism: Manis pentadactyla (Chinese pangolin)
Lineage: Eukaryota; Metazoa; Chordata; Mammalia; Pholidota; Manidae
Gene: KIF5C
Product: kinesin family member 5C
Exons: 26
Coding region: 407-3280 (957 amino acids)
Biological process (GO): microtubule-based movement
Molecular function (GO): ATP binding; microtubule motor activity; microtubule binding
Source: RefSeq, a predicted model, not a curated record